AGGGUGGUUUAAGAGAAUAUUCUGACUACACUCUGUGGAGGAUGAAGGUCUGCAUAUGUGUUGGAUGGGCCACACAAAGGCAUUAUGUAGUGGCAGCUUUUUAAUUUCAUCUUUCUAUUUUGGAGCAGGGCCAUUCUAAUGCUCCUAUUUGUGCCGCCAAACCCCAGGAAGUUGUUUGGAUUCACACACACAGACGCACGUACACACGCACUUAAUCAGGCAUCACGCAAGCAAUGAGGACGGAUCCAACUGUGACCGACCACAUGAACCACACAUCCACCACUGUGGCGGUUUGAACCAUGGACGCGCGGUUUGGAAACUUCUUUUGGUUGGUUCGGUGUUUGAGGUCAGGGUGAGCGGUGCGCGGCGCAACAGAUGCCGCACCGAGAAAUAAGCCUUUAAUACCCGGAGGACUCGGCAAAGGGUAACUACACUGCGACUGACAAUACAGACUUAAGUGGAACCCCUCACGCAACUCCUCUGUGUCUCGGGUGGUGUGGUGUCCUGUCGCGUCGCAGCUCCUUGGAAGACAUCUCACUUUUACGCACAGAAAAACGGCGACGAGAACAGCUUGAAUUGUUGCUUAAAACCGCAUCCUGGGAUUUGUCCGGCUGCUGUAGAGGGGAGAACACUGUCCCAUGGCACAGUUGUCCAUGUGUUUUGUACCGGUGUCAGGUGAAUGAGCGUUUAAAGCGGUCUGCGCAACUUGGAUACAACUAGAGAAGCGCCUUACGCACCAUGCCGCCCAAGAAAAAGGGAGAGCGUCAGGACUCGGAUGUUGUUGAAGAAAGAAACGCCCAGGUGCAGUUGGAGAAGGCCAAGUACAAGCCUGUCGCAUUCGCCGUACGUUGCAACUUCUCUUACACGCCAGCGGACGACGACAACGUCCCCGUGCCGGGCCAGGCUGUCACCUUUGAGGCCAGAGACUUCCUCCAUGUCAAAGAGAAGUUCAACAACGACUGGUGGAUUGGACGGCCGGUGAAGGAGGAUGGUGUGGUGGGCUUCAUCCCCAGUCCAGUCAAUCUGGAAACCAUUCUCAUCAGAAGAGAGGUCCAGGCGAGGAAAGCUGCCAAGGCCUUAGCCAAUAAAGCUGCGAGUCAAACAGCUCAAGAUAUGAACUCAAAGAAGUAUACCCCUCCUUCACAAGCGACACAGCAGGUGAAAAAGAAACCGGGGGAGCAGGUGGCCAUGUAUGAUGUAGUGCCUACAAUGCGUCCAGUGGUUCUAAUGGGACCAUCACUGAAGGGCUUAGAGGUUACAGAUAUGAUGCAAAAAGCGCUAUUUGACUUUUUAAAACAUAGAUUUGAAGGCAGAAUUACUAUUACCCGGGUCACGGCGGACAUCUCACUGGCUAAAAAAUCCAUCCUCAACAACCCUGGGAAAAAGGCCUUAAUUGACCGGUCCAAUACUCGAUCCAAUUUAGAUGCUGCCGCCCAGAUCCAGGGAGAGGUGGAGCGUAUCUUUGAGUUGGCCCGCAGCCUGCAGUUGGUGAUUUUAGAUGCAGACACAGUCAACCACCCUCUCCAGGUGUCCAAGACCUCCCUAGCUCCCAUCCUUGUCUAUGUCAAGAUCUCCUCACCCAAGGUGUUGACCAGGUUGAUCAAGACCAGAGGGAAGUCUCAGACCAAACAUCUCAAUGUUCAGUUAGUGGCAGCAGACAAGCUCGCCCAAUGUCCACCGGAAAUGUUUGACGUCAUACUAGAUGAGAACCAACUGACAGAUGCUUGUGAGCACAUAGCUGACUACCUGGAGUCUUACUGGAGAGCCACUCAUCCUCCAGAGAUGGAGCCUGCCAACGCCCUGGUGGCCCAGCUGGCCGAAAACACACUGCCCACCAGUCCUUCAGCAAUACCGGAUGAGCAGAAAAACAAGAAAUCUGCAGCUGCGAAGAGGAAGGGUUCCCGGGAGAACCACCUGGACCAGGAGCCCCCUUCAGCCCCAGUGCAGGAGCAGAGAGCUGAGGAGGGCCAAAGAGAGGAGGAGGAGCGGCUCCUGAGGACUGAACCAAAGAGACCCCAGCACACCCACCACCAUCACCACCACCACCACCACCACCGGAGGACAGAGCACCACGGCCACACCCAGCACAGUCAAACAUCGGGUGGAGCUGACGUGGUGCUGUCAAGCAGGGAUUACAGCCAGAGGCUUCCCCGCAGGCACCCGCCCGAGGAGAGGGAGGAGGAGCUGGAGGACGUGGAGGAGGAAGAGGAGGAGAUUCACUACAACCAACGGGGCCAUAACCACCAUCACCAUAACAGCAACCAUCACCACCACCACCACCACCAACAUCACCGUGGAAACAGCCAGCCGCAUGUCGGAGAAGACUAUGAGCAGGAGCACAAUGAACGCAAUCGGCAGCACAGGCAUCACCAGCAUGUUCCCACACGGACACAGCACACAGACCAGUACCCUGUACACAACCACCACAGCUACCACCACUACCACGGCAGAGACAGGGACCGGGACAGAGAUAGAGACCGGGACCGGGACAGAGACCGGGACAGAGAAAGAUACAAGGACAGAGAAAGGGAUCGAGGUCGAGACAGAGAUGGACGACAAUGGCACAGGGAUUCCUACAUCCACUCAUGACUCUUGUUUCUCCAGUGGGUUGAUGCGUGCUCUUAUGCUGCUCAAGUUUUAAUGCACUAACAGAUGGACAGAGUUUAUGAACAGUUCUUCUCCACAUAUCAUUUGCCAUUUUUUUACUCAUACCCUCUGCCACACACAUGCACAAGCUUUUACUUCCAUUAACUUGUUUAAUAAAAAAUCUAAAUUAUUCAUGGAUGAUAUGUUUUUGAUUGUUUUUGCACAAACAUUAACAAGUCAGUGGGCAACAUCCACAACUUUGAUUUUUUUAAAUUUUUUUUUUUACAUUUUUCAUGCAAUUGUACUGAGACCAAAAACCAAAACGAGCUAAAAAUUUGUCCAUUAACUGUUUUUGAUGUGCUGUUGGUUGGACAAAAUAAUAAGCAAUAUUUGAUGUUUUCAACAUGUUACUCUAGAAUGAAAAUAAUGAUGUGUUGCAUCACAAAAAAACAACUCUACCAGGACAUAAAAGAUGCUGAUCUCAUCUGAAGAUCAUGGAAUAGAUGUGGGUUUUAGCUUUGGCACAUACACAUGCAUUUGAACUUUUUUUUUUUUCUACAAAGUUAAACAGUGAUGUUUUGUUUUGAACAAAUGGUCCAAAAACUGGGGGGGAACAAUUGAUUUGUAUGUUUCACUGUUGUGUCUCUACCCAAAUGUGUAUCCUCAAAAGUCAACAGUUUAUUUUACACAUUGAUAAGGAAAGUCAAACUAUUUUUAUACACUGAUUCUCAAAGGGAGUCUUACUUUGCUUCCUACUUUUUCUAAAUGGUGUAAAAGCAUAUUUACUGACUUGCAUUUGCUCUGAUUGGAAGCAUGACUACUCUUUCGGUGACACUGAUUUGUGCUAUAUGCUGGAUACUCUAUGCAUUCUCUUGUGAUAUAAUAUAUUGCUUGAAUACAAUCUCUAUGCAUUUGUACAUAUGUCAUAAUUGCCUUGUUAGUAAAAACAUAAGAACCAGAGAGCCUGCUGCACUGUUCGGUAGAACUUGACCCUCUGUGUAUGACUGCUUUGAGUUGAGACUAAAGUCAAUCUGUUCCUUUUACUAUGAUUUGUUUUGGUUAUUGUUUUUGUUUUGUACAGAAAUGAGAAGUUAAUUUUGGCAAUAUGCAUUCUAUUGUUGAAAACCAUUAAAAUAUAAACAGAAUGUGCA
Molecule: messenger RNA, 3737 nt
Organism: Sphaeramia orbicularis (orbiculate cardinalfish)
Lineage: Eukaryota; Metazoa; Chordata; Actinopteri; Kurtiformes; Apogonidae
Gene: cacnb2b
Product: calcium channel, voltage-dependent, beta 2b
Exons: 15
Coding region: 739-2589 (616 amino acids)
Biological process (GO): calcium ion transmembrane transport
Cellular component (GO): voltage-gated calcium channel complex
Molecular function (GO): protein binding; voltage-gated calcium channel activity
Source: RefSeq, a predicted model, not a curated record